GCGGUCGCGGGGUGUGCUGGGAGCGGGAGCCGCCGCCAUGAACCUGGACCUGCGCAGGGAGCGGGAGUCGGCGACCUUCCCCACCGAGGCCCUCACCCACCUCCUGGAUGGGGGGCCCGAGAAAACCCGGCGUCGGCGGGAGAUCGAAUCUCUUGCGCUUAAUGAUCCCGAACUCCAACAUGAAGACCUGAACUUCAUGACCUAUAGUGAGCGCUACGAUGUAGCAGUGAGGAAAAGUUCCCUGAUGGUGAAGAAGAUCCAAGAGCAUGCCAUCUCAGACCCAGAGGAAAUCAUGUUCUUCAAGAGAGCUUGUCUGUCCAAAAAGGUAGAACCUCUGAACCUCCACUUUAGCAUGUUCAAACCCACCCUGGAGAACCAGUGCACUCCAGAGCAGAAAGAGAAGUGGCUGAACCUGUCUAACCGCAUGCAGAGCAUCGGCACCUACGCCCAGACCGAGCUGGGCCACGGCUCAUUCAUCCGUGGUUUGGAGACGACGGCAACUUACGAUCCUUCCACCCAGGAGUUUGUGCUGAACAGCCCAACUGUGACUUCAAUCAAAUGGUGGCCCGGAGGAUUGGGAAAGACCUCAAACCAUGCUAUUGUUCUCGCUCAGCUCUACACCCAGGGUCAGUGUAGGGGGCUGCACGCUUUCAUUGUGCCCAUCCGCAAGAUGGGCACCCACGAACCCUUGCCUGGUGUGGUGGUGGGUGAUAUUGGACCAAAGUUUGGAUAUGAUGAGGUGGACAAUGGCUUCCUGAAGCUGGAGAACAUACGUGUUCCUCGUGAAAACAUGCUAAUGAGAUAUGCAAAGGUGAUGCCAGAUGGUACUUACAUGAAGCCUCCAAGUGAUAAGCUAACAUAUGGCACGAUGGUUUUCAUUCGCUCCAUGAUUGUGGGGGAGUCGGCACGUGUCUUAUCUCAAGCGUGUACCAUUGCCAUCCGCUAUAGUGCAGUUCGACAUCAGUCGGAGCUGAAACCUGGUGCUCCAGAACCACAGAUACUGGAUUAUCAGACUCAACAGUACAAGCUCUUUCCCUUAUUGGCGACUGCCUACGCCUUCUGCUUUGUAGGAAACUUCAUGAGGGACAUGUACCAUCGCAUCACUGGGGACGUGAACGACGGAGACUACAGCCAAUUGCCUGAGCUUCACUCUCUGUCUGCCGGACUGAAGGCCUUCACCACCUGGGUGGCCAGUGCAGGAAUUGAGGAGUGUCGCAUGGCUUGCGGGGGUCACGGGUACUCGCGAUCCAGUGGUCUCCCUGACAUCUAUGUCACGUUCACACCCACCUGCACGUACGAAGGAGAGAACACAGUGAUGAUGCUGCAGACAGCUCGAUACCUGUUUAAGAGUUAUUCGCGGGCUAAGUCUGGACAGAGGCUGUCGGGCACAGUGUCGUACCUGAGUGACUUGCGCAACCACAUCCAGCCCCAGCAAGUGGCCGGCCGACCCCCAGUGAUCAACAUCGAUGAUGUCGGCAGGCUGGUCGAAGCAUACAAACUGCGAGCAGCCAGCCUGAUUGAAGGAGCUGCACAGAAUUAUCACAUGGAGCUGGGACACAGGGACAGCAAGGAGGAAGCCUGGAACAGUACUGCCAUUGACCUGGUCAGAGCAUCAGAGGCUCAUUGCCACUAUGUGGUGGUGAAGCUGUUUGCUGCUAAGUUGUCCGAGAUCACAGAUGCCUCAAUCCACGACGUUCUCUGUACACUCUUCCAGUUGUAUGCCCUGUAUGGAAUUACUAAGAACUCUGGAGAUUUUUUGCAUGCUGGGAUCUUUAAUGACCAGCAGAUCUCCCAGGUGCAGCAACGCAUGAAGGAACUGCUCGCUGCAGUCCGACCCAAUGCUGUGGCUCUAGUGGAUGCCUUCGACUAUCCUGACGCCAUCCUUUCAUCUGUGCUCGGGCGCUACGAUGGCAAUGUUUAUGAGCACAUGUUUGAAUGGGCAAAACGAUCACCUCUGAAUAAAACUGAGGUGCAUGAAUCAUUCUACAAAUAUCUGAAGCCUCUGCAGUCCAAGCUGUGAGACUCUGCUGAUGGUUCUUUGCACAACAAGUUGGAUCCAGCUGUAGAUCAAACUCUAAAUCUUUAAUUUCAGUCCUACCAAUUGCUGACCCACUAGAAUUGCAGUCCUUUCCAGCUGCUGUCUCUGGAUUGAGUUAAUUCCUGUCCCCUCCCUCCUCCUGUGUUCUGGUACCAUUGGUCAAUCGGACUCCAUUCUGCAUUGCUGCACACUUCACGUCUACCACCUCUCACUGAUCCUAGCAUUGUAUGUGGUGGUUUAGAGGACACCAGCAGUGAUACAGCAGAGUUUCAGUUCCUUAGCUUCAGUUCCAGCCUUCCACUCAGUGCACCGGUGUUCUCCUCAAAGUUUAACCAUAACACCGGAAGGUGCUGAGGACAGCAAGGCUAAACCCGAACCCUCUCCUACAUGGAACUGAUUUUCACUUUUUUUAACACCUGUUUUAAUUUUUGCAAUUUGUUUUGCAUGCUGAUCACUAACACAACUACUUUCCCUAGCCCGCUGUGGUUCUGCAUUAGUGAGUUGGGGAUAAAGGUUAAAAUCAGUUUGUUAGUCAGUAUUCAAGAUAAAAAAUGUUGCAGGGACUGGAGAUUGGCAGCUGAUCUGAGGGAACGAAGUCCCCGUCCUCAAGGCACAAGUGACGUGUUCCUUGUUUUCUGUGAGCCUUCGUUGUAAUACUUGUGCCUUUUUGUUAGCAGAAUAAUUGUACAGCUUUUUUCAACUGUCACUUGAGCUUAAAGGGUCCCAUUUUCACCAUAAGCUGCUGCUGACUGGGGCUGAAUUCAGUCACUCGGCACUGCUUCCCACUUCCAGCCGGGAGACAACUACUGCAAAGUUCUUAACCCUGAAACUGUGACGUUUCUAACUUGGCCACAGGUUUACUGUAAACAAAAACCUGAGAGUAACCUGACGUUUGAACAUCUGCAUUUUUAAAGUGCCCUGAUUUUUGUUAAAAAAACGUCUUUUUUAAAAAAAAAAGUGGACAAUGCAAAACACGUGCAUCUUAGUGAUUGUCCUAAAUGUGCUCUAAAAGAUUUACAAGAGUGACAGUGAAACCACAGAAAUUCAUCAGUUAUAAACCAGGAACUGCACCCUGACAUGGACACAGGCACAACCUUCACUACACCAACCAAAGUCAGAGCUUGGAGAUUAAAGUGAGUGAACAGUGUGUUUAUAUUGCACCUUUAAAUGCAAAGCUAACGGAUGAUAGUGGAGCAGGAGCAGGAGAAGCAGUUUCAAUUGAUCCUUUGACCUCCACAGGGUUUAUAAUAGAACCAGAUGAAUGGGACCAUGUCAGCUGGAGGAGAAAAAUUGCCUGUGUCCAAGGUUGCAGGUAGUUAGUGAUGCUUGAAGGAGGAUGAUUUAAUGCUACAAUCAGGUAUAAUAUUGACUUCAGGGAUGGAAUUGAUAUUGAGGGGAAAUGUGAUUGGAGGAAUUCAAACAAGUUCUUGGGAAAAUGGACAAAGAAUUGGGAGUAAAGACUUUUGAAAGGGGGUAGAGAAGGGGCAGUCAUCUACAAGGACAGAGGACACAGGGUGAUGAGAGUCCAUGUGAGGGGGAUGGGGACACCACCUUGAGAGAGGUAACCAGUGUGAGCUAACGUGAGAGAGGAGAGCAGGAAGCAUAGUCAGAAAUAUAUAAAGGCUUGGGGGAGCAGAAGGUGGGCUCCAGGGACAAGAUGCCCAUAGUGAGGGCACGAGGGGAGAUGGGAGAGAGAAACGAGAGGGAUGUGUAUUCAAGACCAGGGUUGAGAGCGCCUUGACUGUUGGAUUCCCUUUUGGUAUAGAGGUUGGAAUCCGUCCAUGCUUCCAAAAACGAUCUCAUGGAUCCCCCGAGCACAUGCAUACCUGGCCCUGCCUAGUGAGGGUGUCUGCUUACUGUUUGUUUGUUAAGAACAGGUUUCACUGUAUAGGUACUGCCCUUUUGAUUCUAUCUCCUACCAAACACAAGUUCCCACAGCCGAGUCGACUUUGAUCACAGUUUCAAUUCAUUCUUUGAGGUUUCUAGAACCAGUUUUAUAGUGCAUACAGUGACCAUUUUAAAAAGCAACAAGCAGUGAUGUUGCUCUCUCCAGCCCUGUGUGGAGGAGACUAGAUAAAUUGCAGAACAUCCUGUUGUGUACCCUGUCUCGACUCCAACACUGUGACUGAGAGUGUUUAUCAAUGUGCUGAAAACACAGGUGACGGGGGGAAGGAGGAACAACUGAUGCCAGUCUUUUGGAUGUCUGCAGUUCACAGAUUUUAUUGUCACGUGCAUUGAUGGCUGGAGCACUGUAUUGGCUGUUUCAUUAAUGAUAGAUUAUUGAGUAAUUGAAUUAUCAGAAUAUAUUGCACACAUUCCUUUUGAAGCCUCUGAUUUCACAGCAGCUACCUUCUGCACUCCCAUGGACAGUGAUUCAAGACUAACUUUUCUGAAGUAGAAUCUGGCAGUAGUUCUGCAUAUAGAGUAAGAAAGAAGGAUAACAUUAAUGCAGCUAUAAGCCUUAAAAUUGUGAUAAGUACUUUGAUCGUAAUGUUUUAGGGUGAAGGAUCUAUGAAGGUUUUGUUUGACAUGGGCUUUUGUUCUAGGGUUUUGUCCAUCAUUGUUAUCGACGUACAAUCCAGCCCACACACCCUCGUUGCCUCGUACCACAAUGAUCUUUGAUACUGCAUUCCCUUCAGCUUUUCCUUGUUUUCCCUCUUUCUGUCUGUCCUUCCUGUCACGCCUAUUCUUAUCUCAUCUUACCUUUACAGACUCAUUUAUAGACUUGCCUUUAUGAACUGCUGUAAAAUUCGGAACGGAAACAGAUGCCCUUGCUAGCCGAGAGACUAAAUAACUUACUCCCCCCCCCCCAGUAAGUAUUCUUGGCAGAUGAAUUACUCUGCACAGUUUAUUCCUGGGCUUGUGACCAAGGUGAAAUUGAGCAACUGUUUACUUCUGGAGAUUUUAAUGUAAUUUUCUACCCAAAAGCCUUGUGUAUCAAACAAGCUGCAGGUGCUCAGCAUGGGACUCUCCUACAUCAAAUUCUGUCUGAUUUUGUGCAUUGUUUUAAUGUUUGUUACAAUGUAUUAAAAUUUUCAGUGAUAAGAUAUCUUUUAGUCACAUGUACAUCGAAACACAGUGAAAUGCACCUUUUGCAUAGAGUGUUUUGGGGGCAGCCCGCAAGUGUUGUCACGCUUCUGGCGCCAACUUAGCAUGCCCACAACUUUCUAACCCAUACGUCUUUGGAAUGUGGGAGCACCUGGAGGAAACCCACGCAGACACACGGAGAAUGUACAAACUCCUUACAGACAGCGGUCGGAAUUGAACCCGGGUCGCUGGUGCUGUAAUAGCGUUAUGCUAACCGCUACACUACUGUGCCUGCUUUUCCAAUACUUUUAAAAUUGUUCAGAAUCUCUGCAGUUAGAGAUCAGACUGAAAAGCCCAGCACUGGCUUGUUUUGCUGCAGUUAGGAUGUCUCUCUCAUAUUCUAAGCUGCCCCAUAUCUGACGACUCUGAUCUCUCAAGCUGCUUGUGCCAGCAGUGACCACCUUUGGUAAUCUCUCUGUGUGGCAACCCUGGGAAGUGACGCGGAGUCUAGAACUUCAGACAACCUCGUAACCUGAUUAAUUCCAAGUUUAAGCACAAAUCCGAGAAGGGAACUUUGUGUACAGAUCAUUGAUAGCUGUGUUCGCACCAAUGAGUAUACCUGGUGUUCAGCCAGCAGGGCCAGCUAUCCUCACAGGUACUGGCAUUUGUAAGCUUUCUGCUAUUUGUCUUUAAAUUAUGAUGAUCCUAAGCAUUAAACUGCAGAAUCAACAAAGAAUUUCUUUGACCUUUGAAGGGAAUGAUACGGUCUGUUGAUGCUAUACUGAAGUUGUUAAUAUAAUCAGUGCUGCAUUUUAAAUACCACUUAACGUGUACGAUUAAUAAAACAGCAGUACAACAGGCA
This is a messenger RNA of Pristis pectinata (smalltooth sawfish), 5927 nucleotides long. It is a transcript of the gene acox1, whose product is annotated as acyl-CoA oxidase 1, palmitoyl. Gene Ontology annotation, biological process: lipid homeostasis; very long-chain fatty acid metabolic process; fatty acid beta-oxidation using acyl-CoA oxidase. The record is from RefSeq and is a predicted model, not a curated record. The transcript has 14 exons. The coding region runs from base 38 to 2020 and encodes 660 amino acids. Gene Ontology annotation, cellular component: peroxisome. NCBI's taxonomy places the organism in Eukaryota, Metazoa, Chordata, Chondrichthyes, Rhinopristiformes, Pristidae. Gene Ontology annotation, molecular function: fatty acid binding; FAD binding.